GUGAGGUCCUUUCUAAAUGUUGUACUGGUCUGACUUGCUGAGCCUGGUUCCAAGACAAGCGCUCACGUUGCUGGUACAGGAUGUCGGAGCCCAGUGAACCGAGCUCUCGUGUGACGAACUGAGAGAGUGAACAUCUGGGUCCAGAGGGAGUCCUUCCCUACAAUGUGAUGGAUCGCCCUGACAGAGGAAAUGGAGCAGUGCAGACCCACGACGCUGACCUCCCCGUGCCUUUGACGGAGGAUCUACAGGGAGCGCACAUUUACGAGGAGCUCGAAGGCAUCCCAGAAAAUGCUGGGGCGCAUGUGCACGAGAGCUCCUUUGCUGGGUUCACUCUCCAAUCAGAACCUCAAGCAGGACCCCCGGCCCGUGUCGGCGCUGGGGUCACCCACACGAACGGGCCUCCCCCUCCACCCAGGAGGCCUUGUUUGCCAGGCAGACGGGCCCAUGAAGCCCCUCCUGUUCCCCCCAGGACACGGGUCCCCCUCAGAAAGCAGUUUUCGUGUGACCUCACUGGGCCUGCUCAGAAGCUGAGUCGUUCCAGGACAGAAAUAGACACGGAUGAACCGUGGUCCAUCAGACUGAUAGACGCUCCGCAGGGCAGCACCAGGAGGCUGUCUUCCUUUUGUCGAGCAACUUCCGAGCUGAUGGCCCGGUACGGACACACGGACAGUGUUCAUAACUCCGGUGUGGUGUGGGGUCGAUUGUCACAAAUCCACCCUGCACUGCUGCAGCAGGUGGAGGUGACGGUCAGCGUGGCCCUGGGGUGGGACAAUCACCAGCUCCCCUUCCCCACCGCCGUCGACAGGACGGUGAAGAGUCUGAUCGAUGAGAUCGUCCGGCUGCUGGAACUCCACCCCGCCACGAGCGGGCAUCACGUUCUGAAACUGUGCGACUCCGAGGAGUACCUCCGAAAUGAGGAGCUGCUGGGCAUGCAUGACACUAUUCAGAUCUACUCCAAGUUCAAACUCGUGGUCCCGCUCCGACUGCUCCACGUGAACAGCCUCCAACACCGACUGGCCAGGGGGGAAGCCGACGACAGGUCGCCGUGCCAACUGUACCAGUUCCUCCGUCCCGCCUGUGUCUUCGACACCUGCAGGUUGAGCCUGCAGGAUGUGCUCAGUGGAUACAACAGAGAGGUGACAGAGCUAAUGAAAACUAAGUCUGGGGUGAACAUUAAUGUGCUCGUGGACCACGUUUACACCAUCAGCAAUCUUCUGUGCGGAUUCUCGUGUGUGGAGUUGGAGGACGUCAUCAGCUGGCUCAACAGACUCGGCCCCUCACAUUUGAGUCAUGAUGAGACUGAAAGUGCGGUGAUCAUGCUCCGCGGGGCGCUGCUCAAAGUGCUGCAGACCUUCUUCGACAACUUCCAGUCAGGCUUCAGGGGUCAGGAGGUCACUGCCAACCUGCAAACCCGCGACGUCGAGUACAACAAUGAAAUCUGCCAGUUCAACACCGCUGCUCUCUACAAACUGCCGCUCGCCUGGCUGGACACUUACGAGUACUUCUCUGUUUCCUGUGAGCUGACGUGCGGAGGAGUGAAAAUCUGCGACACUGGCGUUUCUGAAAAUAUCAGCACCGCCCUGAGAUUUGGAAACAAGAUCCAGUGCAACCGCAUGAUGGUGUUCCCCGUCCGAGUGAAGGAGCUGCCAUAUGAGAGCAUGCUGACAUUUCACCUCAAAGGCUCGAAGAAAGGAAAGAGCCCGGAGCUUUUAGGCUGGGCAGUUCUCCCUCUUUACAGCCACAGGACUUUUGUGACAGGGACCGUCCUGCUCGGCGUGUCCACGCUGGUGGGGAUGCCGGCCCCUCCCUCCCCUGCCCUGUUCGACAGCCACACGCAACCCGUCGGAGUCCUACUGCAGCUCGAGUUCCAGAGACAGUUCAAGUGGACGCAUCAGAGGCCUGUCGCCCUCCGCGGCUCAGUCGUGUUCACUGAGCCUUGCGAGGAACUGCAAGGGAGAAUGCUGGAAGUCUCCAAGAAGCACUGCCUCUGUUUUCUCACAGAAAACGAGAAGACUUUCCUCUGGGCGAAGCGUCACUGUGGCGACAAGGGGAGUACUUUCCUCCACCUGUUGCUGGGCGGAGUCCGCCUGUGGCUCCCUGAGUACUUGACGGAAAUCUAUACCGUUUUGGACAAUUGGCCCAUUCAGCUCCCCGAGGAGGCGCUCUUCCUGCUCGGUGACAGUUUUCACGACCAGACCGUGCGGAGAGCUGCGGUCCAGUACUUUGAACAGAUACCCGAUGGGGAACUCGAGGUGUUUCUGCCACAGCUGGUCCAGGCUCUGAAGAGCGAGUGGGAGUUGGACGGACCUCUGGUGAUGCUGCUGUUGGAGAGAUCCCUGAAGAGCAUACGAAUCGCCCAGCAACUCUACUGGCUGCUGGAUGAUGCCCACAGCGACCCCUUCUACCAGAGUUGGCACAGUAAGAUUCAGGCCGCCCUGCGUCACUGUUGUGGCCAGAAACUGAGGCAGGAGCUGGAGCGCCAAACCCACCUGGUGUCCAUGCUCGUACAGGUGGCCGACAAGGUCCGCACUGCUGACAAGGCUCGACGCAAGAAUGUUUUGAACGCAGAAAAGUGCAAGAUUGGUAACUUCUUCAAAGAUGGGAUCAGCUGUUGCCUCCCACUGGAUCCUGCAGUCCGUGUGAAGGCAGUGGACUUGGAUGCCUGUAAGUUCUACAACUCCAAUGCUGCUCCUCUGGGGAUCACAUUCGUCUGUACUGACCCUCUGGCCAAGAAUGUCAGUGUCAUCUGCAAGACAGGAGAUAACCUGCGUCAGGACAUGCUGAUGCUUCAGAUCGUCCGUGCGAUGGACAAUGUGUGGCUCCAGGAGGGGCUGGACAUGCAAAUGAUCACCUACAGGUGUCUUUCUACAGGCCCAGCUCAGGGUCUGGUGGAAGUGGUUCCAGAGGCGGUGACCCUGGGCAAGAUUCAGCAGGAAUGGGGCCUGGGCGGGACCUGGCGUGAGGACACACUGGAGAAAUGGUUCCACAUGUUGAACAAAACUCAGGAGGACUAUGAAAAGGCUGUGAUGAACUUCAUCCACUCGUGCGCAGGGUGGUGCGUGGCCACGUUCAUCCUGGGGAUCUGCGAUCGCCACAACGACAACAUCAUGUUGAAACACAGCGGACACAUGUUCCACAUUGACUUCGGCAAGAUCAUGGGCAACGCGCAGAAGUUUGGGAACUUUAAAAGGGACCGCUCACCCUUCAUCUUUACAUCUGAGAUGCAGCACUUCAUCACAGACGGGGGGCAGAAGCCCCAGCGCUUGCAUCGCUUCGUGGAGCUCUGCUGUGAAGCUUACAACAUAAUCCGAAGGCGCUCGGCACUGAUACUCAGCUUGUUGGAGCUGAUGCUACGUGCAGGAUUGCCGGAGCUGAAGGACUCUAAUGACCUGCAGUAUGUCCAGAACAACCUCAGACCCCACGACACCGACCUGGAGGCCACAUCCUACUUUACCAAGAAGAUCAAAGAGAGCAUGGGCUGCGUUGCCGUGAAGUUUAACUUCCUGACGCACAGCAUGGCUCAAGGGAAGAAACAAGAGCCACUAACCAGCGACGGCAUCCCCACUCCCAGCACCAACAUCCAAGAAGCCGUCAUCCAGGGAUACACCGUCAAGGGGAAAGAUGUGAUUUACAACCUCCGAGUGACCAUUCACGAUGGUUUCCUGACCAGUGAGAAGACAUUUGGGCAGUUUGAGCUGAUCCAUAAGAAGCUGCGGAAAUUCACCAUUGAAUCCAUGCUGCCUCAGUUUCCGAGCUGGUAUAAUUUAUCAUUCACCCCGGCCAGGAAGAUGUCUCUGCUGAAUAAAUACCUGAAGCAGCUUUUCCAGGGACCAUGCAAGGGAAAUGAAUUUGUGUGCAGUUUGUUCCUGGACGGCCCCAGCAUUGUCCAAGAGACUGGGGCUACAGGAGCCCGUCCUCAGAUCCAGCUGUACAUUACCUACACCAACUGUAAGCUCUCAGUCCUCGUAAAACACCUGAAGAACAUUAAGCAGGCAAACGGCUCCAACCCUGACGCCUACGUGGUGAUGCGUCUGAGACCGGACCCCCAGCAGCGCUCCAAGAGGAAGACAAAGGUGGUCCGCAACAACGACAACCCCACCUUCAAUGAACUGCUGGAGUACGCCUUUGUCCCGCUGCUCUACGGGAUGGUGCUGGAAGUAACAGUGAAGAGCAAGAAGACUUUCGUGGCCGCGAGCAACAUCAGACUGGACACCGAGCUGCUUGACAAGGAAACGUGGUUCCUCCUUGGCAACUGUGCAGUCUGACAUCAGAGCACUGCGCGCCUGCGGCCAGCAGGGGGCGUGGCCACACUGAGGGACAGAAUCCAUUCAGAGAUAUUUUUUCAGACUGUUGAAAUGAGGGAAAUUCACCUACAGAGGAGGAACUAUGCACUUACACUUUUACCUAUUUAUCAGAUGCAACUCGACCUCCCUCCUGAGCCAAACACACUGGCAGUGGAUGGGGCGUCUGGAUGGCGUUACAAAGCUGAGUCACAAGACUCGAGGGAAGAGACUGUUUACUAUGUGGAGCAUCAUUUACCGUUUUUUUUGUUGUUGUUUUUUAAAAAAAAUUUUUUUUUAAAUGUCUGACUGUUUAGAUGCAGUCUUGGUGAUGGAUGAAGGAAAGAGACCAUUACCUUUGUUGUCAUACUUGCACUUUCACUCGUACUUACAUCUAGUUUUCGUAUGUGAGUCAAAGCGUCUCUUGUAAAGGUGACGCGGCACCGUCUGCCGCUGCCUGCCCGUUUCCUGCCCAGGUUCAACGUGUUUGUCUCUUUAGGACGUGUCAACUGGAUGUCCUUGGCCGGUGAAAUUGGAGGCGGGAGGCGGGAGGGUGAGGACGGGAGGACGGGGGUGUGGAGAGUGUGUGAGCAGGAUGACAACUCUGCCUCUCUGGCCUGAGGGGUCGAGUUUACCCUCUACCCCUCUCUCCAGCCUUUGUCUUAUCCACCAGUGGCGUCACGACACAGUCAUGCAAGUGCAUGCACAAACAUGCAAAGGAAGACACUCACAUGACUACACAAAUAGUGCUAAAUUUCACCUACACACACACACGCACGCACGCACGCACACACACACACACACACACACACACACACACACACACACACACACACACACACACACACACACACACACACACACACACACACACACCCAUUAAAGGCUAAGGCAGGUCUAAAUGCCAUCCUCCUCCAUUCAGGUCUGCUGGCCCGUACUCUCCUCCGCCUCUUUCACAGGACUCGGUGAUGAACAAGGACAGAAAUAGACUUCCUUACUCUGGAUGAAGUUCAAUAAUGUAUACGUCCGUGAACCAUAUUUAUAUUUUUCCCUGUUGAGUCUCUCACAGGGAGGCAGGCCUGGAGGAAAACGCUGGCUGCUUCUCUUUCAUAGUAAUGCUCAUGGAGUAUGACUGUAUCCUGGCACGACUCAUCAACUUCAGCCUUAAUAUAAGAUUCACACGUAUUGUUUUGGAACGGAUGAUUAAUCCAGAAACACCACGUGUUUCGCGUGUGAUCAACUCCUCCACCAUAAUUGCACUUGCAUCCAUUAUUAAAGCUGUAAUAAGAAUCUAAUGUGCUACUCCAGAGACUUACUCUUCGUUAGUGUCUGUUUUGCGCUGUUGGAAUCCGGUGUUUCCCUCUGCGGAGAAAGACAUGUAUUUUCUCACAAUAAAACUGGUAUUCGUAUCUGA
Messenger RNA from Scophthalmus maximus (turbot), 5694 nucleotides. It is a transcript of the gene pik3c2g, whose product is annotated as phosphatidylinositol-4-phosphate 3-kinase catalytic subunit type 2 gamma. The transcript is spliced from 33 exons. The coding region runs from base 168 to 4265 and encodes 1365 amino acids. Gene Ontology annotation, cellular component: phosphatidylinositol 3-kinase complex; plasma membrane; cytoplasm. The record is from RefSeq and is a predicted model, not a curated record. Lineage: Eukaryota; Metazoa; Chordata; Actinopteri; Pleuronectiformes; Scophthalmidae. Gene Ontology annotation, biological process: cell migration; phosphatidylinositol 3-kinase/protein kinase B signal transduction; phosphatidylinositol-mediated signaling. Gene Ontology annotation, molecular function: 1-phosphatidylinositol-3-kinase activity; 1-phosphatidylinositol-4-phosphate 3-kinase activity; phosphatidylinositol binding.